Anthostomella pinea is the source of this 1671-nucleotide messenger RNA. Lineage: Eukaryota; Fungi; Ascomycota; Sordariomycetes; Xylariales; Xylariaceae. The record is from the annotation of a GenBank genome assembly.
AUGCCGCCUGGUCAACUUCUGAAAGCUUCGAGGACGAAGAUGCAGGCCUGGGUCACUAACAAUGGGCUCAGCAAUAGCCAGCCUUCCCCCUCGGCCUACGACGGUUCAGGAAUUCCGCAGAAGCACCAACAUGCCUAUGACUUGGGCCGACAACAAUACGAAGCACAGCCGACACCUCCUCUGACACAGCAGGAGUCGCCCCCUCGCUCUCGGGCGCCCAUCGUCAAUGCGAACUCGACACGCGCCGCCGCUGUCCAGGCAGCCCGACUACCCGUUCCAAGUCUACCCGUUCCAAGUGGUGCGAGCCAUGGUCGAAACACGUCGCUGAAUUUGCCACGAGGCAGAGCAAUCUCUUCGGAGCCGCUCUCGAGCUCCGCCACCAAGGGACAAAAGAAGUUCUGGGAAGGGUCAACAGUAGAUGGUUCCUUGUUUAGUGAGACAGCUAGUAAUGUCGACGCGAGCACGGCAGCCACAUCGCACCGUCGCGUGGCACUUCAGGCACCGCUCAACUACCAACAGCGAGACCCUCCGCGUCAUCGCCCGGUCCCGGUCCAACAAGAGGUCAACAGAGUAGAGCAGCAUCCCCCGUUUGUCAUUGGUCGUAACGGCUUAAUCGACGUGAUCGCGAACCCUCUCACCAGAAGUGCUUCGACACCCGACGCUAGAAGCCAACGUGGUAGUUUUAAGGAGGCUACCCCUGAGCCAAACCGUGACCAGUAUUAUGACCAGUAUACCGAAGACAACACAUCUGAAGCAUCUCCGGAGAAGACACCCUCCGCCAAGCGACUUCAUCAUCCGAAGGCCUUCGCCAUGAGGACAGCUCGGCCUGAUUCGAUUUCUGAAAGGACCACCUACCCGCAUGGAGACACCGGGAUGUCGUCGUCCCCACAGAAGCACCACGCCUAUGACGUUCCUGAUGGUCCCUAUGUUGAGGUGCCCCCGGAACAGCCUAAGGCGCCCGAGCACUUAAGGCUGAAGGUGCCAACGCAGGAAGCCCAUCGUUCGACCGUCUUCGCCGAUACCGAUACCCCCAUGGUGAGCCACCCGGACGAAUCAGACAGCGAAACCAUCGAUCAGCCACCGACGCCGAAGCCAAUCCCAAAGGCAAAGCCUCAAGUGAGCCGACAACCUCAAGUGAAUAGGAUACUCUUCGGUAGGGAUAGUGAAGGGCAGAUCGGUCUUCAUCAGAGCGCCAUGCCUCGCGCACCCGUUGAGAAGCGUCAGCCAGUCGCAAAGAAGCGUCACUACGAGACCGAUUAUGACGACAGCGCUCUGGCAGCUAUGAACUAUGCGAAAUUGAAACAGGAGGCCUUCGACCAUGACCCAGCUCAGGCCGAAGCGCGGUCAGUCGUGGGACCACCUCAGGGUACCUUGCCACAGAAACUGGACCACUUUUUCAACAAGGAUGAAUCGAGUCAGAUGGAGUUCUUCAGCAAAAUGCCCGUUCGAGAAUGGGAAGACUCUGGCGACUGGCUACUGGAGAGAUUUGGGGAGGUCAUGAACCGACUCAAGGCUGCUCGCAAGGACAAGCGAGCGAUGAUGGAGAACUUCGAGGACGAGAUUGCUACACGAGAGGAGCAAGUGAGAGGCAAGAUCGACUAUGUCGACACUAAGUUGGUGGCACUAAAAUCUGAAGGCGAAGGCAUGAUGAAGGGAGUGGAGUACGAAUGA